Branchiostoma floridae (Florida lancelet) is the source of this 2783-nucleotide messenger RNA. RefSeq names its product basic salivary proline-rich protein 2-like. The transcript is spliced from 7 exons. The coding region runs from base 92 to 1234 and encodes 380 amino acids. NCBI's taxonomy places the organism in Eukaryota, Metazoa, Chordata, Leptocardii, Amphioxiformes, Branchiostomatidae. The record is from RefSeq and is a predicted model, not a curated record.
GUUUCCCACAAUCCCCCGCGCGGGCCAUCACAGAGGGACAGGGACAGAUAGAAGAUACGUGGCUGCUCACUCGUGUCUUCUUCUCUCCAACAUGAUUUCCAGACUAGUCCUCGCGUUUCUCCUCGUCAGCUUCUAUAAGGCACAGCCUAGUCUUGCAGAGGACCCUGGUAACGCUAAUCCAGCCGGCAAUGUUGCUGCGGUUAAUGAUGUGCAGAAGGAAGGAACAUUGAUGCAGUUACAACGGAAGGAAGCUGAGCCUGCAAAACCAGCGGAACUGCCUUCGGCACCAGCUUCACAAGGACAACAACCACCCGCAGAACCACAGAAACCAGCUCAACAGCCACCAAAACAACCUGUACAACCACAGCAGCCACCUGCACAACCACCUGCACAGCCACCAAAACCACCUGCACAACCACAGCCACCUGUACAACCGCCUGCAAAGCCACAGCCACCUGCACAGCCACAGCCACCUGCACAACCACAACAACCACCUGCACAACCACAACAACCACCUGCACAACCACAACAACCACCUGCUCAGCCACCUGCACAACCACAACAACCACCUGUGCAACCACAACAACCACCUGCAAAGCCACAGCCACCUGCACAGCCACAGCCACCUGCACAACCACCAAAACCACCUGCACAAUCACAGCCACCUGCAAAGCCACAGCCACCUGCAGAACCACAACAGCCUGCUGAACAGCCACAGAAGCAAAUUGAACAGCCGCCAUCUCCACCACAAGCACCAAAGGAAGAGGUAAAAGAACCUGAAGAGGAAAAGAAAGAAGAGGAGACUUUGGAAGAAGAUGCUGAUGAUGAAGAUACACAGGAAGGAGACUUUGAUGAACAACCCAAUGUUGAGAGCACCACUGACAGAAUGUACACAGACUACUAUGACUAUGACUACUACGACUAUAAUGGAAAGAGAAGGCCUGACUACAUGAACAAGUGGGAUACAGACGACUAUAAUUGGGAUGAUUUCAACCCUGGUGACACCCAGGAUGAGUCCAACUCUGUCAAGAAACCAGCCCAAGCUCCGAAAGCUGCUUCAAAGAAAGUUCGACCUCAACCAAGUGCACCACGUACCAGCAAGGCCAGCCAGGCUCUCUUCUAUGUCAUGGUUCUUGGAGUUAUCAUCAUUAUGGGCUACCUGUUACUGAAGUAUUGGCGAGGCUCCACCAGAAGCAGAACCUACAAGCAACUGCACAACAAAGAAUACAUUUAAACAUUCGAAGCUGUAAUGUGCGAACAGGAGAUUUAUCAAUUACAUAGGAAUGCAAAACAAGGCUGCUUGAAAACAGACAAUGCAUUUGUUACUAAACUAAUUAUAGAUAUUAUAGAUAUAUUGUGUAUGUAUAAUAUGGAAAAAUUGAGUUAAAUUUCAACUAUUCCGUUUAUGAUCCUGGUUGAUCUAUCAAUUCAGAAAAGCCAUGAGAACACUCAUCCCCCUGGUUAGUUUAAGGUGUCUGGGGUGUGUACAAUGACUCUGGCUGAAGUUCUGCCACUUGUUCCUAGAUGGCGAUUUUGUUGUUCUUGUACUGGAGGGGAAGGCCCAUCACACAGUACCAUGGCUACAGACUCCUGUACAACAAGGAGGAAGAUUGAGAAAGGAGCAUGUAUAGACCUUCACUAGAUCAUUUUAAACAUUAGUCCAUCUUAUAUAUAUAUAUACACACAUAGAAAACCAAUUAUUGAUAUGAUGGUCACAACAUAGUCAAAGAAUUAUACAUGUAUCGGGUUAACUCAUAGACUGUACAAUUAUAGCAUAUCCGUGAUUUUUGGAUCCAGGUUUAUAUAUUUACUAAUGAUUAUUUUUCUUACCUCGAAGGUUUACAGGGUAAUACCCACUGUAAAGCACUUGGCAACUCUUUGACAAACAAAAGUUUGAGUCCCAUUGUGUUGAUCAUCAGAUUAAAUCAUGAAUGGAGGAUUUCUAUCACAUUGUUUUAAUUGAAUUGCUAUAAAAUCAUGAAGUGUGGAAAUUUUCUAGCAUAAGCGAUGAAUUGAUGGAAUAGUCAUAUUGCUAUGAAAGAAUUAGCCUACAUAGUACCUAUACUAUUUACUUAUAUUUAGGUACAACUACCACAGGUGUAUAUUUAUUAUAGGUCAUGGAUUGACUGAAAUAUUGGAGCUGAAGAAAUAUUCCUUAAAAAGGCAGCAAGAUACCUGAUAUUGUAUCUAAUAACACUGGAUGUUGCGCUGAAGUGCCUUAACUUCCACAUGAAGAGAAAUACAAAUGUAUGUAGUGACUGCAAGCUUUAACUUUAACUUAAUAGUUUCUAAACUUUUAGCGACAGAAAAGUGUAUUCAUAAGACUACAUAGUUACAUAAUUUUGUGUUACAGCCUAACACUGAACUCUGGCAAAUCAUGUUUUCAAUUGUACCACCAUUCAUGUUCAAAUGGAGUCUCAGGCCAGCUUCUAGAACAACAAUUAUUGAUAUGUGCACUGGACUAAUGGAUACUGUCAGUCAAUCAGCAUUUUGUUUGGAGCAGUUUUUUGUCAACUGUAUGAAGAUAAUUAUUGAUUGCUGCUUACUGUGAACCAUAGUAGAGUAACGUUACCUAUGCAAUCUGAGAAAGUUUGAAUUCUAUUAUCACUGAAGUGUGUACAAUAUUUCACACAAUUCACUGCAUAUCAAGUACCACUGUAAAGAAAAUGUUAUGAAUUGGAGUUUCUGUAUAUUUUGGGAGGUCAAGGUAUAUUUAUGUACUUGCUGGUGUGUUUAUUUUUAUAGCAGAGGGAAUAAAAUGCCAGAGGCAAAAAAGUCCUAGG